UGGCCAUGAUGUCUUGUACAACAGAAUUUUUUCCAAAGUAUUAGAAACUACAAAGUUUUCAAGGGUGAAAAAAAUAGGCUUUGAUGCCUACUCAUAAUAUGGGAGGAUGCAACAAGUGUUUUGUUUUGUUGUUUUUUUGUUUGUUUGUUUUCUUUGCUGAAUGACAUAUUUUAACAUGCAAGCAAUAGAGACAGAAUCCCAGCCAGUUUCCCAAACCAUUCCUAUAGUACCAGGUUUUGUAGUGUCUUUGUCUGAAUUUGGGAUGUGCCUCAAGAAACCUCUGGCACCAGAGAGAAUGCUCAGAAUCAGCCAGUACAGAAUAAGCAGUAAAACAAGUCAAAUUAUAUUGAGAUUCUGACCAAUUACAGUGCCCUGAAAAAGUAUUUGGCUCCUUCCUGAUUUCCUCUAUUGUUGCAGAUUUCUGACACUGAAUAGUUUCAGAUCUUUAGACAAAAUAUAAUGGUAGACAAUGGGAUAUAGGGAAAGGGAAUUGAAGCACAAAACACAUUUUUUAAAUUAUUAUUUCAUUUAUUUAAUGAAAAAAGUUAUCAAACAUGCUUAUCACCCAUGUGAAAAAAUAAUUGCCACCUUAGUUACCCAAUCAAGCAAUUGACCACAUUUAAUUGAUAAUUAGUUUCAGCUGAUUGAACACAGCCAGGUUGGAUUGCAGUCAGAAAUGUUGAAUCUAAACCUCAAUCAUAUUGAAUCUUACCAUCAGACUGAAGUAGUCAUCACAAGUUUUUAUGAGCACACUAUGUGACAAUCAAAGGAAAUUCCAGAAAAGAUGAGACAGUUGUUGAAAUAUAUCAGUCUGGAAAGGGUUACAAACCCAUUUCUAAGGCCCUAGGACUCUACCGAACCACAGUAAGAGCCAUUAUUGCCAAAUGGAGUACAUUUGGAACAGCGAUGAAUCUUCCCAGGAGUGGCUCACCUGCCAACAUUUCUCCAAGGACGCAGAGACAACUCAUCCAGGAAAUCACAAAGAUCUCAGAAGAAUAUCCAAAGAACUGUAGGCCUGUCUAGCCUCAGCUAAGGAUCCCUGAUGCAAGGCAGGUGGCUAAUGGUGCCACUGCUGUUGCAGGCCUGGCUGUUAGCAUCUCCAAGCAGUGUCCGUGAGCGUCCGUGUCCUCAGAGCUGUCGCUGCGAUGGGAAGAUAGUCUACUGCGAGUCCAACGCUUUUCGUGACGUGCCAAAGAACGUCUCCAGUGGGUGCCAGGGCCUGUCUCUGCGUUACAACAGCCUGGUGAGCCUCAGGGCUGGGCAGUUUUCUGGUCUCAGCCAACUCAUCUGGCUCUACCUGGACCAUAACUACAUCAAUUCCGUGGACAGUCAAGCCUUCCAAGGUGUACGGAGGCUCAAGGAGCUGAUCCUGAGCUCCAACAAGAUCACGCAACUCCAAAAUGCAACUUUCCACGCUGUGCCGAACUUACGCAAUCUUGACCUGUCAUACAACAAGCUGCAGGGCCUUCAGCCUAACCAGUUCCAGGGCCUGCGCAAGUUGCUCAGUCUCCACAUUCGCUCAAAUUCCCUGAAAAGCGUUCCUGUACGAGUCUUUCAGGACUGUCGCAACCUAGAAUUUCUGGAUCUGGGCUACAACCGAUUACGUAGCCUCACUCGUAAUGCUUUUGCAGGACUGCUUAAACUGACGGAGCUUCACUUAGAACACAACCAGUUCUCCAAAAUCAACUUCUCACACUUUCCACGCCUCUACAACCUGCGAGCACUGUACCUGCAGUGGAACCGUAUCCGGUCAAUCAGUCAGGGUCUCACCUGGACCUGGACCUCUUUGCAAAAACUAGACCUCUCUGGAAAUGACCUGCAGAUUGUGGACGCCAGCAUCUACCAGUGCCUGCCUAACCUACAGACACUCAAUCUGGACUCCAACAAGCUCAGCAAUGUGUCUCAGGACGCAGUGGUUGCCUGGAUCUCCUUGACCACCAUCAGCCUGGCAGGCAAUGUAUGGGAUUGCAGUCCCAGCAUCUGCCCCCUAGUGGCCUGGUUGAGGAAUUUCAAGGGAAACAAGGAGACCACCAUGAUUUGUGCUGGACCUAAGGAGGUCCAGGGGGAGAAGGUGAUGGACGCUGUGGAAACUUACAGUAUCUGCAAAAUCACUCCGGCCCCUGCUAUCUCAACACCAUCCACUCUUCCAAGCACUCCUUCCAAAGCUGAACGUUUUCCCAUUCCCACUUUAUCAAGAGUGGGUGAGGGGCUUUCCCAGGGUAGUUUACCCAGCCCCACACCCUCAGGGGCCACCUCAACCAUCCCAGAGCAGUUUGAGCACGUUUCAUUCCACAAAAUAAUUGCUGGGAGCGUGGCACUCUUCCUGUCAGUGGCCAUGAUACUGCUGGUGAUCUAUGUGUCAUGGAAGCGCUACCCCAGCAGCAUGAAGCAGCUGCAGCAGCACUCCAUGGUCCGCAAGCGCAGGAAAAAGGUGCGGGAGACAGAACGCACCCUCAACUCCCCCCUGCAGGAGUAUUAUGUGGACUACAAACCCACAAACUCUGAGACCAUGGACGUGCUGGUCAAUGGGACAGGCUCCUGCACCUACACCAUCUCGGGCUCCAGAGAAUGUGAGCAGAUUCCACACCAGGUGAGUGCACUGACAUUCUACAGAUAUGAGCAACCCAUAGUGGACUACUGCCAGGCUCACCAACCACUGCAUCUCAACAUGAACUACGAGGGUCCCCCCCAGGGACUGGAGGACCGGGUUCCACGAGAGCGCGGGACCAUUCAGACUAUUGCCCUCCCCACCGUGCCUGCAGCCCCUCUCACGGACCCCCGGACCCCCCCACAGUGAUGUCUGCUGAGGAGGGGUGCACUGUCCCCGUUUUCCUCCCUCCGAAUGGGUCAUGACCAAAACUGAGAACGCAAACCCAGGCUGGCAUGGAUAUACGGAGGAGUGGUGACAACAGUGGGAACUGCAGGGGCCUUAUUGAUGGAAUCAGCUGCAAGUUUCCUUUGUGUUUGGUAGCUCUGAACAGGGUGCAACUGUAGUGAAGCAGUACAGGCUAUCACUGUGGUGGGAAUGAGAAAAUAGCUAAUUAAAGGCUGCGGUAAGAUGCUGUAUCUUACAUCCAAAUAGUUACUCCUAAUGUUCUGUGACUUCUUCAUUUUGGAAAGAAGUGUCUUUUCUGGGUCUUGUUUUUUACCGUUUGUUCGUGAAAUCAUCUACAGCUGCCUAGAAAAAAAAGAAGAUAUCUAAAUAUUUAAAUGUAAUUCAAUUAUCAUUAUUGCACUUACUGCCUCAGCUAUAUACAGCUCUUUAUUUGAGGAAUUAAUGCUGGCACUCUCCCAAUGUCGUGCAAGUAAUUAAAUUGAGUCUGCAAAGAAUCUGGAAAAUGUUGCGAUGGGGAAGACAAUUGCAGAACAAAUUCAAGUUUAACAGAGCUCAAAGGUUUCUUGCUGUUGCUUCUAAUAAGGUUUCAAUCGGUGGUCGGACAUGCAGUCAAAUAUUUACCAUUAUUAGAUUAUUAGGGGUGAGCUGUCCCGAUUAAACUAUUCAAAGUGGGGUGUGGAAAAUGUGUUGAAUUGAAGGGUGUGAAAGCGUAGUGACAAAUUUAAUGUCCUACAAAAGUCAUGUAUCUAUGCUAUUUUAAAUGCAAAGAAUGCCUUGCUUAUGUUAUUUGCUGUUUAUUUUUUAUUUAUUUAUUUUAUUCUUUGAUUUUUUUUUUUCUUUUGCUGCUGAAUUUUUCCAAUACCAGUAUUAACCUCUGUGUGACCUAACACACUACUUGAGUUGACACACUGAUGUAGCCUUUGGUGAGAAAAGCACUAGCCAACUCUUUUUGGACAAACAUUACAAGGACUUAGUAACUGCUGAACCCACAACAUAAUAAUUUACUCAAGGUUGCUCGCUCCUAAUAAUCUAAGAAGUUUGCUGCUUAAAUGUAAAAGUAAUGAUUAUUCGCCUGACACCCAAAUACCCGUGAACUUGUUUAAAUCUAUUAAGGAAUUUGCCAGUGACUUUGGGGCUUUCAUUUUCAUAUAACUGAUAUGUACAAGAUGCUUUUUUACCAUGACCCUGUAGCCCCGUUGAUUCAGUAGUGGGAGGAUGCCUGUAAAAUCUGCAGUAAACCCAGAUGCUUGCAGACUGAAGAAGCCUGAGUGUGCCGUGGUGUUUUAUAUGAAGAAUAUACACUGAAGGUCACCUGGGCCCAACUGCCCAGCAGUAUUGAUCGUUCUCCGUGCUGUCUGUCACUUGUGGACGUAUAGUCUCUGUUCCUUGGCCCGAAACCCAAUCUACCCAGUUCUAUGACGUACAGUCAGCAGUGCAGGACACAGGAUGCUGGAAGGCUGGACCAGGGGGACACAUCAAGGACCUUCUGUGUGACCCCACAAAAUAAAGGGACGCUCUUCAGGUCACCUGACUUUCGAAGAUGCUGAAGGAAUGUCAAAAAACCU
Molecule: messenger RNA, 4401 nt
Organism: Anguilla rostrata (American eel)
Lineage: Eukaryota; Metazoa; Chordata; Actinopteri; Anguilliformes; Anguillidae
Product: leucine-rich repeat transmembrane neuronal protein 4
Exons: 3
Coding region: 1043-2797 (584 amino acids)
Cellular component (GO): extracellular matrix
Molecular function (GO): protein binding
Source: RefSeq, a predicted model, not a curated record